AGCGGAUUUUGCUGCAAGAGAAGAGGCAGCAGGCCAGGCCUUUUCCUUCGCCCACAGCGCCUACGUCGAAGGCUCCCAGGCUGGUUGCUCCACUGGCUGCUUGAGGUCCCCUCUCCAGACCCGCCGAACUGGCGGCCGGUGCUGUGGCCGAUCCCGCGCCGCUGCCUCGGGCCUUGGGCGGCAGCGCCACCGGGCCAACCCGCCUCUGCAGCGUUCCUGGCGUCAGCCCCUCUCCUCCAGCUUCCUCCGCCCCAACCUAGCGUAGAACCCCAAACUCCAGUCCCAGUCCACUUCCGCAGCUUCCUCCCCUCAGCAUCGCAGGUCGGAUCACGUGCGGGUCCUGUCACAUGACAUCAGGUCACGUGAGGCAGGUCACGCCCCGGGCAGCUUGGCUGGGGCUAGGCUUCCGGGGCUCUGCAGUCCUCGGCGUGUGCUGGCAGCCUUGGAGCCCACCGAGCCAGGCGGCUGGGAUGAUGAACUGGACGACCCCCGACCAGGAGCUGGCGCCGGCGUCGGAGCCCGUGUGGGAGCGGCCGUGGUCGGUGGAGGAGAUCCGCAGGAGCAGCCAGAGCUGGUCGCUGGCGGCCGACGCGGGCCUACUACAGUUUCUACAGGAAUUCUCACAGCAAACUAUCUCUAGGACCCAUGAAAUCAAGAAACAAGUCGACGGACUAAUCCGGGAAACCAAAGCCACAGAUUGUCGCCUGCAUAAUGUCUUCAAUGACUUCCUUAUGCUCUCUAAUACCCAGUUCAUUGAGAAUCGUGUAUACGAUGAAGAAGUGGAGGAGCCAGUACUCAAGGCUGAGGCAGAAAAAACAGAGCAGGAGAAGACACGAGAGCAGAAAGAAGUAGAUCUCAUUCCUAAAGUCCAGGAGGCUGUGAACUAUGGCUUACAAGUAUUGGACAGUGCCUUUGAGCAACUUGAUAUCAAAGCAGGAAACUCAGACUCCGAGGAAGAUGAUGCUAAUGGGCGGGUGGAACUGAUCCUUGAACCAAAGGAUCUAUACAUUGAUCGUCCUUUACCAUAUCUCAUUGGGUCAAAGCUGUUCAUGGAACAAGAAGAUGUAGGUCUUGGAGAGCUGUCCAGUGAAGAAGGCUCUGUAGGCAGUGAUCGUGGCAGUAUUGUGGACACUGAGGAAGAGAAAGAAGAGGAGGAGUCAGAUGAAGAUUUUGCCCAUCACAGUGACAAUGAACAAAACCGGCACACCACACAAAUGAGUGAUGAGGAAGAGGAUGAUGAUGGCUGUGACCUUUUCGCUGACUCUGAGAAGGAGGAGGAAGAUAUUGAGGACAUUGAAGAAAAUACUAGACCUAAAAGAAGCAGACCUACAUCGUUUGCAGAUGAGCUGGCUGCCCGCAUCAAGGGGGAUGCCGUGGGCCGAGUGGACGAGGAGCCGACAAAUGAAGAAGAUAACUUAUUCGCACCCCCCAAGCUGACCGAUGAGGACUUCUCGCCAUUUGGCUCUGGAGGCGGCCUGUUCAGUGGGGGCAAGGGGCUCUUUGAUGAUGAGGACGAGGAGAGUGACCUCUUCACGGAAGCCCCCCAGGAUCGGCAAGCUGGAGCCUCUGUUAAGGAGGAGUCUUCAUCAUCCAAACCUGGAAAGAAAAUCCCAGCAGGAGCUGUUUCUGUAUUUUUAGGAGACACGGAUGUGUUUGGUGCUGCCUCCGUUCCAUCACUGAAGGAGCCACAGAAGCCUGAGCAGCCCACUCCAAGGAAAAGCCCCUACGUUCCCCCUCCCACUGGCCUGUUUGAUGAUGAUGAUGGUGAUGAUGAUGACGACUUUUUCUCGACACCCCACAGCAAACCUUCUAAAACAGGCAAAGUCCAAUCCACUGCCGAUAUCUUUGGUGACGAAGAAGGAGAUCUGUUCAAAGAAAAAGCCGUAGCAUCGCCAGAAGCCACUGUGAGUCAGACAGAUGAAAAUAAAGCAAGAGCAGAAAAAAAGGAUUUGUUUUCUUCUCAAAGUGCGAGUAACUUAAAAGGUGCGUCUCUGCUGCCUGGCAAGCUCCCCACGUCGGUUUCCCUGUUUGAUGAUGAAGAUGAAGAGGAUAAUCUUUUUGGGGGUACAGCUGCUAAGAGGCAGACAUUGUCUCUACAAGCUCAGAGAGAAGAGAAAGCAAAAGCCUCCGAGCUCUCCAAAAAGAAAGCAUCUGCCCUGUUGUUCAGCAGUGAUGAGGAGGACCAGUGGAAUAUUCCUGCUUCACAGACCCACUUAGCAUCUGACAGCAGGUCUAAAGGAGAACCCAGGGAUUCUGGGACCCUCCAGAGCCAGGAGGCCAAGGCUGUGAAAAAGACCAGUCUCUUUGAGGAAGACGAAGAAGAUGAUCUUUUUGCCAUUGCCAAGGACAGCCAAAAGAAGACCCAGAGAGUGUCACUCCUCUUUGAAGACGAUGUUGAUAGCGGAGGCUCUCUGUUUGGCUCUCCUCCCACAUCUAUUCCUCCUGCAACAAAGAAAAAAGAGACUGUCUCUGAGGCACCACCUUUGCUGUUCAGCGAUGAAGAAGAGAAGGAGGCACAACUUGGAGUGAAGUCUGUGGAUAAGAAGGUUGAGAGUGCCAAGGAGUCAUUAAAAUUUGGGAGAACUGAUGUGGCUGAGUCAGAAAAGGAAGGACUUUUGACUAGAUCUGCUCAGGAAACAGUCAAGCAUUCUGAUUUAUUUUCUUCAUCAUCCCCAUUGGACAAAGGAACCAAGCCUAGAACCAAAACUGUUCUUAGCUUGUUUGAUGAGGAAGAGGAUAAAAUGGAAGAUCAAAACAUUAUCCAGGCUCCACAGAAAGAAGUAGGAAAGGGCCGCGAUCCUGAUGCCCGCCCCAAGAGCACAGGUGUCUUCCAGGAUGAAGAGCUGCUUUUCAGCCACAAGCUCCAAAAGGACAAUGACCCAGAUGUUGACCUUUUUGCUGGCACCAAAAAAACCAAGCUGUUAGAGCCAAGUGUUGGGAGCCUGUUUGGGGAUGAUGAAGAUGAUGAUCUUUUCAGCUCUGCCAAGUCCCAGCCUUUGGUACAAGAGAAAAAGAGAGUAGUGAAAAAAGACCACUCUGUUAACUCUUUCAAAAACCAGAAACAUCCUGAAUCCAUUCAAGGUAGUAAAGAAAAAGGCAUAUGGAAGCCGGAAACACCUCAGGACUCAUCAGGUCUCGCUCCAUUUAAAACCAAAGAACCAUCCACUCGGAUCGGGAAGAUACAAGCAAAUUUAGCGAUCAACCCAGCGGCCUUGCUGCCCACAGCGGCUUCCCAGAUCUCUGAAGUAAAGCCUGUUUUGCCAGAAUUGGCUUUUCCUUCAUCUGAACACAGAAGGAGCCACGGUCUGGAAAGUGUGCCUGUCCUUCCCGGGAGUGGGGAGGCUGGUGUGAGUUUUGAUCUUCCAGCUCAGGCAGACACCUUACACAGUGCAAACAAGAGCCGUGUCAAGAUGAGAGGGAAGCGUAGACCGCAGACCCGUGCAGCUAGGCGGCUGGCUGCUCAGGAGUCCAGCGAGGCUGAGGACAUGAGCGUCCCCAGAGGACCCAUUGCACAGUGGGCUGAUGGCGCCAUUUCCCCAAAUGGCCAUCGGCCACAGCUCAGAGCAGCCAGUGGAGAAGACAGCACUGAGGAGGCCCUGGCAGCUGCCGCUGCACCUUGGGAAGGUGGUCCUGUGCCUGGAGUGGACAGAAGCCCCUUUGCAAAGUCUCUGGGUCAUUCCAGAGGGGAGGCUGACCUUUUUGAUUCUGGGGACAUCUUUUCCACGGGCACUGGAUCUCAGUCCGUGGAGAGAACAAAACCCAAGGCAAAGAUAGCAGAGAAUCCUGCCAACCCACCAGUGGGUGGUAAAGCAAAGAGCCCCAUGUUUCCUGCUCUAGGUGAGGCCAGCAGUGAUGAUGAUCUCUUUCAGUCUGCUAAACCAAAACCAGCAAAGAAAACAAAUCCCUUUCCUCUCCUGGAAGAUGAGGAUGACCUCUUUACAGAUCAGAAAGUCAAGAAGAAUGAGACGAAAUCCAAUAGUCAGCAGGAUGUCACAUCAACAACACAAGAUAUUUUUGAGGAUGAUAUAUUUGCUACGGAAGCAAUUAAACCCUCUCAGAAAACCAGAGAGAAGGAGAAAACAUUGGAAUCUAAUUUAUUUGAUGAUAACAUUGAUAUCUUUGCUGACUUAACUGUAAAACCAAAAGAAAAGUCCAAAAAGAAAGUGGAAGCCAAGUCUAUAUUUGAUGAUGAUAUGGAUGACAUCUUCUCCUCUGGUAUCCAGGCUAAGACAACCAAACCAAAAAGCCAAUCUGCACAGGCCGCACCUGAACCAAGAUUUGAACACAAGGUGUCCAACAUCUUUGAUGAUCCCCUGAAUGCCUUUGGAGGCCAGUAGAGCACACAGGGUAUCCACAUGUUACCCUGCAGCUACAUUGUUGAGUUAGUGAUGAUGUUGUAUAUGCUGAUGGUCUUAACUGGGUUACAAAAAGCAAAUACUAGAACAGCUAGCUCAUCUUUUACCCAAUGUACUUAGUAUUUUUCUGCACUGGUUUAAUCAUGCUUAAUACUACAAAACAAAAAUAAAUAUUUCACAGUGGUUGGUUUGUUUUGUUUUUAAACCACAGUUUGAUUUAGUUAGCCUUGCUGGGGCCAUAAUAUGCUUCAGGGUGUGUAAAAGAAGAAAUCUCUUUGUGGCUUUCAUGGGCAGGGAAUCUCAGAGAUAGCAAAUGCCACCUGACCAGAAGUCUUUGUUAUAUGGAUGGGAACCCUAACUUAGGGCCUGGGCAGGGGAAAGAGAAAGAAGAUGAGAGAUUAUACUUCAUGAGUCUUAGCAAUAUGGGAGCAGGUUUUCACUGAAUUCUGAGGGUGCCUCUGCAUGUCCUCCAAGGCAAAGUUUGGCAAACUGUGGCCCCCCCACUGUCAUAUUUUGUUAAUAAAAUUUUAUUGGAACACAA
Messenger RNA from Pan troglodytes (chimpanzee), 4896 nucleotides. RefSeq names its product WASH complex subunit 2A. The transcript has 29 exons. Lineage: Eukaryota; Metazoa; Chordata; Mammalia; Primates; Hominidae. Gene Ontology annotation, molecular function: retromer complex binding; phosphatidylinositol phosphate binding. Gene Ontology annotation, cellular component: early endosome; WASH complex. The record is from RefSeq and is a predicted model, not a curated record. Gene Ontology annotation, biological process: protein localization to endosome; retrograde transport, endosome to Golgi. Bases 348 to 4337 code for a protein of 1329 amino acids.